CAAUUUUAUAGACGAAACGUUUUUAGCUUCUUUUGUUAAUUAGAUUUUGCCCUUCGCAUCUUAACGUUGACUUUGAUGAGAACAUGGACCACAGUGGGGCUGGAAACAUUUUCUAAUAAUACAACAAUGUAUCAUCAUCUGCAAGACUAUUUAAUAGCUCCUGAAGCCCCUAAGCCUGGUGAUAUGAUCACACCAGUGAAAACCAUACCUAAAGUAGCUCACAAUUGGGCAACUGGAUCAAGCAGAAAGAUUAAAAACCAAGAUGUGUUGGUGAUGAACUCCACUGCACAGAAUGCUGAAGAAAACAGCCCAAAUAUCCCGUGUGAGCUCAGCAGCAUCAAUCCCAUGGCAGAGGUCGCCCCUCUAGAUAAAGUGGACAUGAUGCUGAAGAGGUGCAGCGAGACACCAGCAAAGAUUUUUGCAAGAAUGAAGGCAAAAGUUCAGAGACAAAAUUCAGAGGGGCAUGGGGAAGCCUCUGAUCAUGUAAGCAUCAGAGAAAGCCGUGACCGUGUCCCCUCUAACCCUGUAACCCAGACCUCUCAGAAGAGUAAUGCAAACCAGGAGACAUAUGUGUUCGCCCUCUCACCUCCACAGUCACUGAUAGGAGAGGCACAAGCUGGAGAAAUGGACUUACCACAGGAUAGCCAUUCCAUCAAUCUUCAUAAAGUGCCUGGAAGACAACACGAAACCUUUAAUACAGAGUCAGAGUCAUUUAUUGAGCCCUAUGUUUUACUUGAGAAUAUACCUGGGGAGAUGUUAUCAGAGAUGAAAGAAAUGCGAAAGCAAAUGCCAGAGAAUCUUUAUAACAGAAACAGACAGCCUCAUAUGCUGUUGAACAAGGUGGUUCCUGAUGACAUGUUAGCCCAGAUUCAGCGAAAACCCAUCACCUAUGUCAGCGGUUCAAAGGACAUCAGAAAUAAAGGUGGUGUUGUAUUUGGUGAGAGGAGCAUUGCAGUAGAGAAGGACAGUGAGGAAGACCUCCAAAUAGACACAUCCAGUAGUCCUGAGUCGGAGUCUGAUGCGUUUGGUCAGUCGGAGUGCACAGAAGUGGUCCCUGGACUCCCUCGGCCUCCUCAUAAUCUACUGGAUGAUCCUCUCCUGCAGCUCUCUCCUCGGGUGUUGAUCCCACGAAAGACAGCGUCUGUGUUUCACUCAAAACAACGAGCUAAACAAGCAGAUGUAAUUCUAGAUGAAGGAACCAAUGUGAGGGGGAUUCAUUUAAGAGACUGGGUUUUAAAACUGCUCAACAAAGACCUUGUGGUUGAUGGUAUUCGCAUAGAUACUAUGAUACCUUGGCACAGCAGUUUUAUCACUGAAAGAAUCUCAAGCAAUGUUCUCAAGACUUCAUCUGGCAGAACCUAUGUCCUCAUUGGGAAAAUGGCCAAACAUCCCAAUUCAUCGUUUCCAACAUGGUUUUUGAAGAAGUUUCUUUUUGGGUUUCCAAAAAUGUGGAAGGAGUACCUGGAUCAGUUUUUGCGUGGUCAUACGGGACUGCAGAAAAAUCAGAAGGACGACAGUGUUGCGAAACCUCCAAAAGCUAAAAAUCAACAGGCCUCUAAACUCUCAACCUGCAAACAUCCCAAAAUUCAGGGCAAUAUAAUGUCUCCCAGUCCCAUCACUCCCACUGACAACAUUCAGCAGGGCAGUGCAAAAGUUUCCCGCAGUGGCCGACUCAUCAAACCACCUCUGGAAUACUGGAAAGGAGGGAGGAUUGUUAUGGAUUCUGACAUGAACGUUACUAUCCAUGAGGACUACUCUACCUCAGUGCUGUCCACGCCAAAGAAAGCAGUAACUAUGGAAACAUCACAAAUCACAGAGGAACAAUCAUCCAGGCCUGAAACUCUGGGAAGAGGGAGGCGUAACACAUCUAGCAGUGAAGAUGAACUGUCAGUGCCAAUGAGGAGGAUCAAGCAGCGUUCGAAACCCCAAAGAAAAGUCCAAUCUCAGAGCAAUCCACCUCCAAUUGAGAGCACAACACUGAAUAAACCUUCAAGAGCUCGAAAAGGACCCAUAGUUAUGGCCCUCAGCUCAAUCUCAGGUCAUGCUGUGAAACAAAAAGCUAGUCAACCUCAAAGAGCCUCUCUGAGAAAACAGCAGGCAGGAAAAGAGAAAAACGCUAUGGGUUCAGGGUCAGAGAUGAUGGAGAACACAAUGGUUGAUUCAGUGAAUGGUCAUUUCUCACCUAGGGAUGGAGCAGUGUCAUAUGAUGAUCAGGAAUCGGGCUUUGAGAAUGAUCCGAAGACAAAGAACCACGGCAAGUUCCCAAAGCAAAUUCAGGGGGAACCACAAUCCAUGCCUCACGACAGCAGUUGCUUACGCCGAAGUGCUCGCAUAUACUUCAGAGCCCAGUACUCUACUGACUCUAACAGCUCAUUUGCAUCUCCAGACCCUCCAAAAAGGCGACAAGGAAAAGGGUCCACAGACCGUAAACAGCUAACAAAACCUCAUAAAACUGAGACCUCUGUGGUGCGAGAUUCUACCACCCGUAAGGAACAACCUGAACAGGACUUAGUGAGAGGUUCCCGUAGACCAAAAAAGGUCUUGCAGCGAAAUUCAGACGCAUUGGUAGGAGAUACUGUUGAUUUUCCCUCAGAUGAUGACGACAAAGAAAGAAGACGACAUGACAAGAAGACCACGUUAUUGUUGAGGAGGACAAGACAGAGGAAAGCUAAAUCUGAUCUUAAAUCCAAUAGACACUUUGCGUCCUCGGAGGACAUGCAUUCUGAGCACUCCGAGGAUGAGGAAAGUGUUCAACGUGCCGUUUCAAAUAACAGAAGAACAAAGAAAUACGAAACCGGAAAAGCAAGCACGAGAAGCAAAAAGCCACAAACAGAAAACAGCUAUAAGCAUGAAGAAGAUGAGCUAUUAGAUGGAAAAUGGACUGAAGAAGAGCUACAAAAACUACAUGAGGCUGUCAACUCAUUACCUAAGCACAAGAGCGGUUACUGGGCAAACGUUGCGUAUAUUGUCGGCACUCGUUCGGCUGAAGAGUGUCAGGAACAGUAUAAUGCCAAUCAGAAGACCAACAAAAGACCCAGAAUAAGAGCACAAAAGAAACCAGCAGCAGAUGAGGAGCCAGGAAAGGAAAUAGUUGAAAUAACUGCUAAAGCUGGAACACUUAAAAGGAGACAGCAGAUGAGGCAGUUCUUGGACCACAUGCCAAAAGAUGACCAUGAUGAUGUGUUUGCCAACUCACCAAUGCAAAAUAAGCAAAUCAAGUUGCCUGUAUUCGCUGCAAAUGGAGAUGAAGAUUUCAGCCUGCUUCAAAACCCUCAGACGCCGAGUUCUAGCAUUUCAACUGCUGCUAAAACCCCUCAGUGUCUGCACAUUAGCCCAGGAAUGCUGGGAUCCAUCAACAAGAAUAACAUGGACAAGUACAUUUUCCAUUUUCAGAAGAACCAAAAAGGACGGAAACGGGGCAAAAAGGCAGCACCAAUAGACAAGCUUACACCAACUCCAGUAGUCAAGAAGACUCUAAAGAGAUGUGUUGCUGAAGAUGAUGACUUUGUGGUGUGGAAUAUGCUGUCAGAUAAAGAUAUCCCAUCCAGAGCUGAUGAUAGUGACGAGGAGGAUGAUUAUUUUAUGGAAUACUGCUGAGUUUCACUAUUAUGGUAUAGCAUCAUAGUUUAAAAUGUAUCUUAAAUCAGUUCGUUUUAGUGCUGUUGAUCACAUUAUUUUACAGUGUUUUAGCUUCUCAGUUUCCCAAUAGUUUUUAAGUGUGUUUUGGUUUGUCAAACACCAGUGCUCAUGAAAUGUUUGCUAGCUGUUGCUCACAAAACAUCUCAAAUGAAGAGUUUUAAUUUGCCUUGUUGAGCCAGUUCUUCUACAAUGCAGUGUUUAUCAGCGGGUUGUAUAUAUAUAUUUUAUUUGGCGUUAAUAAUCUGCGGAGGUUAUACCAUAAAAUUCGAAUGAAAGCGUAAAAAUGUAUCUGGUGUAAAAGUUGAAAAGGCAACAUUUUAGAUUCUUUUAUUUGAUCAUAGAGUAAAUAAAUAUAUAAGCAAAUACAAUGAAUGAACAAAUAAAACGGUUUAAGCUUAAUUUUUGUCCACCAGUUUUACUCGAGUAUGCUGU
Carassius auratus (goldfish) is the source of this 4071-nucleotide messenger RNA. RefSeq names its product mis18-binding protein 1-like. The record is from RefSeq and is a predicted model, not a curated record. The coding region runs from base 76 to 3597 and encodes 1173 amino acids. Gene Ontology annotation, cellular component: chromosome, centromeric region. Lineage: Eukaryota; Metazoa; Chordata; Actinopteri; Cypriniformes; Cyprinidae. The transcript has 17 exons.